Molecule: messenger RNA, 3460 nt
Organism: Vigna radiata var. radiata (mung bean)
Lineage: Eukaryota; Viridiplantae; Streptophyta; Magnoliopsida; Fabales; Fabaceae
Product: serine carboxypeptidase-like 11
Exons: 14
Coding region: 16-1461 (481 amino acids)
Biological process (GO): proteolysis; secondary metabolic process
Molecular function (GO): serine-type carboxypeptidase activity; acyltransferase activity, transferring groups other than amino-acyl groups
Source: RefSeq, a predicted model, not a curated record
AUCCUUAUAAGAACCAUGGAAAUGCUCGAAAGGGAAACACCAUUAAAAAUGGUUAACUUCAGUGCAAGUUACAGUAAUUACAGUUUCAUGUGUUACGGCCUUCUACUUCUCCUUCUUUUAUCACUGUUCUUCUUUCAAUUUGCAUGGUGUGGCUCCACGGUUAAGUUCCUUCCUGGAUUCGAGGGACCCCUUCCUUUCGUCCUUGAAACCGGAUAUGUGGGAGUGGGUGAAUCUGAGGAUGUGCAGGCAUUCUACUAUUUUAUUGAGUCAGAAAACAAUCCAAAGGAGGAUCCUCUCAUGCUUUGGCUCACUGGUGGCCCUGGUUGCUCAGCCCUCUCUGGCCUUGUCUUAGAAAUAGGUCCUCUUGGUUUUAAGUAUGAGGAAUAUGAUGGAAUCCUCCCAAAUUUGUUCUAUAGGCAACACUCAUGGACUAAGGUGAGUAGCAUUAUAUUUGUAGACUUGCCAGUUUUCACUGGAUUCACUUAUGCCACGACAGAGUCUGCUGCUCAACGAAGUGACUGGAUACUUGUUCACCAGCUCCAUCAAUUUCUAAGGAAGUGGCUGAUUGAUCAUCCAACUUUUUUGUCAAACCAAGUUUACAUUGGCGGCGAUUCUUACUCUGGCAUUCCUAUUCCAGUGAUUGUUCAAGAAAUUUCACAAGCAAAUGAAAAAGGGGUACAACCAUGGAUAAAUCUCCAGGGAUACCUGUUAGGGAAUGCUGCUACUACUGGAAGUGAAUAUAAUUAUCGAAUUCCUUUUUCUCAUGGAAUGGGACUUAUUUCCGAUGAACUGUAUGAGUCACUACAAAAAAAUUGCAAAGGAGAGUACACAAAAGUAGACGAAAAAAAUGUAUUAUGUUCUAGAGAUAUGGAGUCAUUCAACGAGGUUUUAUCAGGAGUUAAUACUGCCCAUAUUUUGGACCCAUCAUGUGAGUGGCUUGAUACUGAAACAUCAUCACCGAUUAAAAAAUAUCCCAGCACGAAUUUUCUAAAUACUCGUCUCAAAUUGCCAUCCUUGAGCUGUCGAAGUUAUGUAUACUUCCUCUGCGGUUUAUGGGCCAAUGAUGAAAAUGUUCGCACUGCAUUACAUAUCCGUCAGGGAAGUAUAGGAAAAUGGCGUCGUUGUACGUUUGAUAUACCUCACAAGAAGGAUAUCCCAAGCAGUUUUGAGUAUCAUGUAAAUCUCAGCAGAAUGGGCUAUCGUUCGCUCAUAUACAGUGGCGAUCAUGACCUUUUGGUUCCUUUCUUGGCAAGUCAAGCAUGGGUCAAAUCUUUAAAUUACUCCAUUGUGGAUGAUUGGAGACAAUGGUAUACAAAUGGCCAAGUUGCAGGAUACACCAGGACUUACUCCAAUCGAAUGACAUUUGCAACUGUGAAGGGUGGAGGCCACACAGCUCCAGAGUACAAACCUGAACAAUGCCUUGCCAUGUACAGUAGAUGGCUAUCUAACAGAGCUUUGUAAGAACAACCAAACAAGGUUAUUUGUGGCAAAAACAAUUUCUUACACAACUUACUCGAAUACACAUAUUUAUAAAAAAUUACAAAAGUGGAUAAGUUAUAACAAGAUAAUAUAAUUUUAAUUCAAUGCACUUUUAACAUUAAAAUCAAGGUAAUACGAUUUUAGUUUAAAACGUUAUAAAAUAAAAUUGUAUCAUCUUUGACACAACUUUUAUUAAAACUGAACUAAAAUCGUGUUACACAAAAAUGCAUUGAAAUAAAAAGUUAUAUUAUCUUGAUACAAUUUUGAUUUAAAAAUCUUCUAUACUAAAAUUACGUUACUUUUGAAUAAAGUUGAAUUAAAUGAUGACUUAUCUAUGUAAUUUUUUUUAAGUCUAUUUAUUUUGGUAAUUUAAAAAAAAAAUCAUCAAAGUGUUUUUGCCAUUUGCUCUACCAAGGACUAAACUUGGUAUCUUUUUCAUAACAAAGUCUCAAGGAAGAUUUUGUUCAGCAAUAUAGUUUAAGAGUUUAAGUUCAUUCUAGCGAUAUGUACCUUACCAUUAAUACUGUAUCGAAGGCAAUAAAUGCAAGAGUUUUGUUUGUUUCAAAAUAAAUCAAUGAGGGAGAAGAUUUUAAGGACCUUAUGACUUGUAUUGUUUAGAAAAAUUACUUUUGAAUCCGAAUGGGAGUAAAUAUUGCGAAAAGAAAAAAACCAAUCAUAUAUACUCUCUAAUAGGUUUAAAUAUUGAAUCUCAACUCAGGUAGACAAUAGUUGUUAAUCAUAUUUAAAAUUCAGGCGUUGAUCCCUCGACCUCCACCUACCUAUUGAUCUUUCACUUUCCCAUUCUAAUUUUAUUCCUUCUUUUUUAUUUAUAUUCCUAUUUCUCUUUUAUAUUUCUAUUAUAUCCUUAAAUAAAAUUUAUUUUAUAGGUUAAUUUUAAUUAUAAUCUCCUAUUAUACAAAAGUUAUUUUGUUCUCACGUGGCUCUCUCUCAUCUCAUUGUGUUUAUUGUUUUUUAUGCAAUUCUUUGUGCUCUCUUUCUUUCAUUGUGAGGAAUCGUUGACUGGUGUGAAAGGAAAGGUGCAAUUGUGCAUAUAUCGUCGUCUCCGUGGUUGAAAGAGAAACGUGUGCGGCGUAGAGGUACAUAAUCCACUUAGCCUCAACUCUUAAAACUGAUUGAUCAUACUUCAACGGAUGUCGACGUCCGUUUGUCCCUGAAACGAAUGUCGAUAUCCGUCGACGGAUGUGCGACAUCCGUUUAGGCCUGAAUGUUUUCUUCCUCCUGUCCACCCAGAAACAUCAACAGGAACAAAACAGAAAACUCGCGCACAGCAGAAAUCAACACAAUCUUAAACCUUAUAUUACAUACAUUUACAAACGAAGCAGAAAUCAACACAACCUAUAUCAUGCUCAACGAAAGAAACUAACCUCUCGUAGACCAAGAGGCAUAAACAAAACUACGAAGCAACAACCACCGCGCCGCACCGUCGCACACAUCCGUCGCAUCGCCGCACACACCAAAAGUUAAAAGUACUGGAAGAUGACUAAGAGAGUUGGAAUUUUAGAAAAUGGAACUUGGAGCGUGGGGUGAGAAGAAUAUGAGGAAGGGGAGGUGGGGCUGCGUCUUCGAAAGUAAAGUCUGAUUGGAGUGGAAAGUAAAAAUUUAGGGUUAUUUAGUAUAUAGGGAUAAAAAAGUAAAAAAAAAUAACAAAAGGUUAUUUUUGUAAUUAAAAAAAAAAUAUGAAGAUGUGAGAAAGACAAACUCAACCCACUAGUGAAAAAAUGACGUUUUUUAAACGCAAAACAUAACUUUUUAUAAAGUAGUUAUUAGACACAUAGUUUUGGGCGAUAUAAUAAAUUUGCACAUUUUAUAACGUAAUUUCUGAAGUCCGUCAUAAUAUGUGCAGUUUAUUAUGACAAAUUUUCAUUUGUCCUAGGGUGAAAUAUAUUAUGACGUAAAAGUUUUUGUACGUUAAAAUAUGUGAUUAUUAUUACGUAGAAGUUUUUGUACGUUAUAAUAUGUG